Messenger RNA from Blastomyces gilchristii SLH14081, 1749 nucleotides. RefSeq names its product ubiquitin-conjugating enzyme E2 35. Lineage: Eukaryota; Fungi; Ascomycota; Eurotiomycetes; Onygenales; Ajellomycetaceae. The transcript has 4 exons. The record is from RefSeq and is a predicted model, not a curated record. Bases 778 to 1248 code for a protein of 156 amino acids.
AUUUAGUUAAUGCAAUUAAUACUUUAUGUUGAGGUUUCCCUACUAACUUAUUUAGCCUUCAAUCAUCGUCACCGAAUCCCUGGGUUUAUAAUUGAAAGAUUGCUAUUCUACAUCCAGCCCAGCGUAUUGCAUACGAAAUUUACACUUGAACCUAGCUAAUUGCAAAAAGGCUGUAACACACCAAACAAGAGCAUCACGCCCGACUAGAAUAAUGAGUAAAUACUUCCACAUUAUCGGCGAAAAAGCAUGAGCUGUAAUCUGCUUAUUAGCCACAGACUCACAGUUGCCUUUAAAGGGCCACGAUCCAUAGCUUGUCAGAGUUGUUGGCCAUUAUUAUAUUUGGGUACAAUCAGAUAACUUAACAUAGUUAACUUACCCAGCACGGCACGGAACAUCCCCUAGCCCGGCUCAGUUUAUCCGACGACGUUGAUAUUGCAGAUUGCGGGCCGCACGAGAGAUUCAGAGCAAAAAACCCUUCUAGCAUAACAUCGACCCUGCAAGUUAAGGGAAUAAUAAUCGAUCAACUCUUCAGGCCUUCUGCGACCGUCUGACUUUGGAUUUUUGCCUGGGAGCUGCGGUUGCUGUUUGCUUCCCCCUACCCCGCCAAACUCCAACCGAAUUUUCCCAAUCACCAGGCGCGUUGCUCUUCGUUUCGAGAAAUAUUGUCAGUAGCAGUAACCGGCUAUUCUGCUUGCUUUUGUUUCAUCCUUUACCGUGAAGAGAACUCCAUUUUAAUUUCUGGCCGCCCAAACGCGCCUGCACAGCAACUUGCCCGCGAUGGAUUUGCCCAAGAGAAUAGUGAAGGAGACGCAGCGGUUGAUGACUGAACCUGUUCCUGGUAUCACUGCAAGCCCUAGGGAAGACAAUCUCCGUCACUUUGACGUUACCCUCGAAGGACCAGCCGACUCACCUUAUGAAGGUGGAAUCUUCAAGCUACAGCUGUUCCUACCGGAAGAUUAUCCCAUGGCGCCUCCACAAGUUCUGUUCCAGACAAAGAUAUACCACCCAAACAUCGACGGCAUCGGAAGGGUUUGUCUUGAUGUAUUAAAGAAAAACUGGUCCCCAGCUCUGCAAAUCCGCACCAUCCUCCUCUCGAUCCAGGCAUUACUUGGGGCCCCAAAUGCCGAAGACCCGCUCGCGGAGGAAGUCGCGAAACACUGGAGAGAGAACCCAGCCGCUGCCAUUGCGCAAGCAAAGGCAGAUACGAAGCGCUAUGCAAUGCCAGAGGCAGCGGACAAGAAGCCAUGAUAUAAAGAAACCGGGUUUGGCUAACAAUAUCAUUUGAGUAAGAGGGUGAUAUCACUUUAUUGAUUUAUUGAUUGAUUCGUUACGGACGAUUCCUUUGCGUUUUUUACUUGUUUUGCGUCUUAUUGGCUUUUGUUUUAUAUUGUCAGCGAGCCACCCUGCUCUUGUUCUUCGUUUUCUUUUUUCUUUGUUCAUCGUUUAAUGAUUCGAUACUCUUUCUUUUGAUAUUUGAGCGUUUGGGCUUUCAUCUUCUGUUUCAUUUCCAUUUCUAUAGUCAUGUAUUUUUUUUCAGGGUUGAAGAUAUAACCUGUGAUGAUUCAAUGCCCGCUCGAUAGAAUACAGACUACGGCGCUCUCUUUUCGGGGAGCAACACGCGGUGCUUUCAUAUUUCCUAAUUUCCUACACUCCAGUGAAACUACGAAGUGGACCAGAGCAGGGAAAUGGGUUCAUAGUUAUGUCAGUUAUUAGUUAAUGAAGGUUCUGUUUCUUUUGCCGGAUUGAAAA